GCGCUCCAGUCCGGACCCGAGCUCGAGCACGGCUGGGAGCGAUAGGCCCCGUCGACCGUGGCUGCUCCAGACGCGCAGUCAGAGCUCCGUGCGAAGGCUGCGAAAACGUGCGCAUGCCACUUUCGGCGUUCAACGUGUGGCGCGCUUGCGUCACGUUGUCGCUCCUCAGGACGACGCUCGCUCAAGAGAGGCGAUCAAACGGAGCGCUGGAUGACCUGGAGAAGCUUGAUGACUUGUUAAGAACCUAUGACCGGCGCGCGCUUCCCACAACGCAUCUAGGGACGCCGACGAAAGUCGCUUGCGAAAUCUACAUACGCAGCUUCGGGUCUAUAAAUCCUGCCACAAUGGACUACGAGGUUGAUCUUUAUUUGCGGCAGACUUGGCAAGACGAUCGCUUGACCAGCCCUAACGUAUCCAGGCCCCUGGAUCUCAACGAUCCAAAGCUUGUGCAGCGGAUAUGGAAACCGGAGGUUUUCUUCGCAAACGCAAAACACGCAGAAUUUCAGUACGUCACAGUACCUAACGUGCUGGUUCGCGUUAACCCGAACGGAAAGAUCCUGUAUAUGCUUAGGCUCAAGUUAAGGUUUGCGUGUAUGAUGGAUUUAUACCGCUUCCCCAUGGACUCCCAAAUUUGCAGCAUCGAGCUCGCAUCAUUCUCCAAAACAACCGAAGAACUUCACCUUGAAUGGUCUGAAUCAAAUCCGAUAAUAUUAUUCGAAGGUCUCAAGCUACCGCAGUUCGAGAUUCAAAAUAUAAAUACGUCGCUCUGCAUGGAGAAAUUCCACAUUGGGGAGUACAGCUGCCUGAAAGCCGACUUCCACUUGCAACGGUCACUAGGCUAUCACAUGGUGCAGUCGUAUCUGCCCACAGUGCUCAUAGUGGUCAUCUCCUGGGUCUCCUUCUGGCUCGACGUAGAAUCUAUUCCGGCGCGCACCACGCUGGGCGUCACGACGCUGCUCACCAUUUCCUCCAAGGGCUCCGGCAUACAGUCCAACUUGCCUCCGGUCUCGUACGUGAAGGCGAUCGACGUGUGGAUGGGAGCCUGCACGGGAUUCGUGUUCUCGGCGCUACUGGAGUUCACCGUUGUCAGCUGCCUGGCGAGGAUGCAGGCACGAGAUAAGGAGUCAAGUAUGGUUACCACAAAGCACGGAGUGGCGAUUGUCAACGCUGUUCCUGAAAACCAGGCGUCGGUGCAGUGCACCGUGCGGGCGAAAACUAUUGACCAGGUCUGCCGAGUAGCGUUUCCGGCCAUCUUCCUUGUCUUCAACGCCAUUUACUGGCCAUACUUUAUGUGCUUCACAGGGUAGAACAUUCCUGAAUACUGUCUCCAGAGGCUCGCCGUGACAUAUUGGCACUGGCAUCAAGAGGUCGUUAAUGGGAGCACUCGUUAAACCACCAACUUCCCUGUUCUUUCCUAAUGACGCGCACGUUCGUUUAGGGAAGGCAAUUGCUCCUACUUUACUAUUAACGAGAGAUCGUGGACUGGACGGCUCCAUCCCACUGGUAGAUUCUGUCAAUUAUCUCAGGUAAGACUAACUAGGAUGCUGCUUCAAUUUCUUAGUCCUAGGAGAAACAUGGUCGGGAUGCCUCGUUAUGUGCGCUAAUGUCCUUUUAAAUACUCAUAAAACUGGUAGUGGUGAUUGUUGAGUUUGCUGUCGUGGACAUUAGGAUCUGUAACGUUUACUGCAAAAUACACGCAAGGCUCAACUGUAGAACGUAGCGUCUUCAUUUAUUUCGUUACCUAAUCCACGAAAAUUAGGUUUCGAGUGGCAGUAAGCACAUAGUUAAAAUGCACCCAGAAAUAAAAUCGCGAUGUGAAUACGGCUGUGUGCUUUUACCUUAUAAUUAGAUUCAGAAUGGUAACAUAAAACAAAUUUAUUAACUUCCUUGGAAUUUACAACGCAGUGAACAAUUUCGGUAAUAGUAUGCUUGUAUUUUUAUGAAUCGUUGUUUCGUUGGCACUUAAUAUCUAUCAAUGUUUGAAGAUGCCGUGUGGAGCGUUUGUUUAAUGCUGCGCAAAGUAUAUAUAAAAGUCUACCAAACGAGUUUUUCUGAAGCCCGCCAAGUGGUGGAAAGUCUUACGCACCGCAGGAGUAAUUUGCUGCAGUCAGUGUCACCCUGCUUUACGUUCUCGAUUAAUUAGCCCUUGUUCUGUGAUCUGAUAUCCACGCUUCUUUACGUCUCGUUUUUCAAGGCUGAAUUAUUAACAAACACUCAAGUUCAUAAGUUGGUUUUCAUUUUGCCUUCACACUACAGUUGACUGAGUUGUUUUUUCUGUCAUAAAAUGUGUCACGAAUGUCAGAGCGAAAAUUAAAUAGCCCUUAUUUGCCUCUAGCAUAAAUAAAUCUAUGCAAAUCUAUGCUAAAUUUCAGAAGAAAAGUUGUUGCUGUUGAUUAUAGCCUCGCGCUUGCUUACCGUAACUUCGAAGCGACAGAAACACGAUGUCAACUUCAUCGCAAGUCCUGUGUUUUCACCAUUUCGGUUUGCCAUGAUGACAUCUUAGGUAUUUCAGCUGCUCCUGAUUUAAAACAAAUACGUGUGGUAAACCUGCACUUCAUCGUAUUCAAAGUUCCAGUGAAUAUCUGUGAGUUGGAACUCGCAGUUUGGGCUUUUAGUCGACUAGCUGAUGCUUCAAGAACUACGAAGUUUUCUUCGUGUCUUUGACUCAUUCUUUGCUGCUUAUCACAUUCACUGUCAUGCAAAAUAUGUUAUUAUUUCAUUUUAUAUUUCAUGUUUCUGGUACGUUGUAAUUUGCAUCUGUUAGUAUUGGGACGAGAGUUCAGCUGAAGUAGACCUGAUGAGAGAAAUUUUUAUUUGCUAUCAUUUGCGUGUUGAGCAUUGCGUGCUGCUUAAAAGUGCUAUCAUCAUAUGCAUGUCUUACAGUCUUUACAAUAAGAAAGAAAUAAAUGGGCAGACAUGGCUUAUUUUUUCCGCAUUAUUGCAGUCUCUGCUUUCUCUACAAGAAAGCUUUAAUAUCUUGAAGUGGUGUAUUUUGUUACUUAAAUGUCAUCUAUGUAGCUGUACGUUUAAAAGAUUCAAGUGAGAUGCCACUGAAACCAAACGACAACAGAGACUUGUGCUUAUCUGAUGUCCUUACUGGCACAGCUUGCAAAUAUGUCUUUUUAUGUUUCUUGACCACUGCGUCCUGAAGCUCCAACGUGAAGCUCAAGUGAGCCUGUGCUUUCUAAAACCACUGUAUAUUUUUGUAAUAAAAUAGUUAAUAA
This is a messenger RNA of Rhipicephalus sanguineus (brown dog tick), 3224 nucleotides long. Its product is annotated as glycine receptor subunit alphaZ1. Gene Ontology annotation, cellular component: neuron projection; synapse; membrane. Gene Ontology annotation, molecular function: transmembrane signaling receptor activity; chloride channel activity; extracellular ligand-gated monoatomic ion channel activity. NCBI's taxonomy places the organism in Eukaryota, Metazoa, Arthropoda, Arachnida, Ixodida, Ixodidae. The coding region runs from base 114 to 1307 and encodes 397 amino acids. The record is from RefSeq and is a predicted model, not a curated record. Gene Ontology annotation, biological process: signal transduction; regulation of membrane potential; nervous system process. The transcript is spliced from 8 exons.